Molecule: messenger RNA, 909 nt
Organism: Penicillium bovifimosum
Lineage: Eukaryota; Fungi; Ascomycota; Eurotiomycetes; Eurotiales; Aspergillaceae
Product: phosphoribosylaminoimidazolesuccinocarboxamide synthase
Exons: 3
Coding region: 1-909 (302 amino acids)
Biological process (GO): 'de novo' IMP biosynthetic process
Cellular component (GO): cytoplasm
Molecular function (GO): phosphoribosylaminoimidazolesuccinocarboxamide synthase activity
Source: RefSeq, a predicted model, not a curated record
AUGGCUCAGGCUCUGACGACUACGGAUUUGGAGGGCACUUUGCCGCUCAUUGCUCGAGGCAAGGUCCGCGACCUCUACGAGGUCGACGAUAAGACCCUCCUCUUCGUUGCGAGUGAUCGCAUCUCCGCCUACGAUGUGAUUAUGGAGAAUGGAAUCCCCAACAAGGGCGUUCUUCUCACUCUCUGCACGCAAACAUGGUUCAAGACCCUGACGGAGGCCAACCCCUCGCUCCGCACCCACUUCAUCACCCUCGACCUCCCGCCCCAGAUCCCGGAACACCUCCGCCCCGUCCUACAAAACCGCAGUAUGCAAGUGCGCAAGCUGCGCAUUCUCCCCAUCGAGGCAAUUGUCCGUGGAUACAUCACCGGCUCGGCAUGGAAUGAGUACAAGAAGUCCGGAACCGUGCAUGGAAUUAAGGUCCCCGCCGGUCUGCAGGAGAGCCAAGCUUUCCCGGACGGCCCUAUCUACACCCCCAGCACGAAGGCAGAGCAGGGCGAGCACGAUGAAAACAUUCAUCCCGAUCAAGCUGUCGCCAUCCUCGGUGAACGCUACGCCGCAAUUGUCGCCAAGAUGGCUGUUGAGCUCUACAAGACGGCGCAUGAGUACGCUCUCAAGCGCGGCGUCAUUAUCGCCGAUACCAAGUUCGAGUUUGGCGUCGACGAGGAGACUGGUGAGGUCGUCUUGGCUGAUGAAGUCUUGACGCCUGACUCCUCUCGCUUCUGGCCUAAGGAGUCCUACGAGAUUGGUCGUGGACAGGCUAGCUUUGACAAGCAGUUCCUGCGUGACUGGUUGGUGAGCCAGGGUCUGAAGGGUAAAGAGGGUGUGCGCAUGCCCGAUGACAUUGCCCUCAAGACGGCGGAGAAGUACCAGGAAGCUUGGGAGAAGAUCACUGGAGGCACUACGAACUAG